AUAAUGGGCGCCCCGGGACAAGUCUUGUCCGGCGGAUGACCCUGAUCCAGUAAGCAUACCGUUCAUCGUUCUGAUCUACACAGACCCACAUGAACUUCAUCUUGGUUUCAGCUGUACCAAGCCUCCAAAGCCCUUUCUUCGUCCCCAUCUCCAGGUAAGAGUCUCUCUCCCUCUGAAUAUAGACCCAAAUAUGCACAACAGUUACAUUUGCUCGACUAUAUAUCUUAGGAGCAAGAGUUCUCUUCCUUUUUCUUACAAUGAUUGCUCUUACUUCUUGAAUGAAAGAUGCGACAAAAACUCUCUUCCGUCGUCAUCAUGUUGUUCUUGUUGUGCAUUUUCUAUUUAUAGUUUGCCCAUAAAUCCCAAUUGUUUAUAUGGGUCGAGGCAAUCCACUCUAAUUCAGUUGUCAGCUUCUCGGAAGCUGAUCCUUGGUCUUGGAGACAGAUAUUAUUACCGGUUUCCGAUUUGCAAUCUCAGUCGUGGUCGUUAUAAUUAUGAGGUUUCACGCUCUGUUAAGGAGAGGGGUGUUGGUGGAAGAAGGGGGAGGAGAGGGAAGGGAGGUCUGUGUCAUGUGGUUUCGGAGGAAACGUGCGGAAGGCCCCGUUCCCAUUGCUGUUCCCAUUCUGGUGCGGGGGUUGAUGCUGAAGCAAUGCUCAGCUUGUUGACUGAGGAAGUGAGUGAGAAUCGUUAUGGUGUUAGAGAGAGAAAUGGUGGUUCAUUUAGGAAAGUGGGAGUGGAGGAGAGAGAGGAUGUUGUAGAUGAGUCCUAUGGAGGAAAGAGGAAAAUGUUUGGGUCAGAUUUGUUAGUGAGUAGUUCAAAGUGUGAAUUUGAAUCGGUCAUGAUUCAUUCAGGGGAAGAUGAAAACAGACAGAGGGAAGAAAAGGAAGCUUUUUCGAAACGCCAAGGUUGCCAGGAGAGGAAAAAAAGUUCUAGUUGCUCAUCUUUUUACUCUUUAUCUUCUUCCAGUGAUUUUGAGAGUGAAGCAGAAGCUGAGGUGGAACCUAGGGGAUCUGUGGCAGUAUCCUCGAGUGCCUAUGUAAAUGAUCUUGGAAGGGUUGAAGAUAGUAAAUUUGAUGGGGAAGGGGUGGAACACGUUUGGAAGUACAAAGAUGGGACAGGUGAGGAUGGGAAAGUUCAGGAGCAGGGAAAUUUUUCUGUGAGGUCUUAUCCAGGUGGGAGUGGUGCUGGGUGGGAUUUUAGAAAGAAGUCAGAGAAAAAGUUUACUGAGGUCAUCACUGAGCAACCAAAAAAAUCUAGGAAGGAUUUCUCUGGAAUGUAUUCUAAUGUUUCAGGAAGCCAUGAGAGUGGUUCCAUAAAGGUGUCGAGUUCUCACAAAGAUAGGAAUGAAAAAUCAAAUUUGGUAGUGAAUUUAGAUGAGAGAACAAGAAAGCAGAAUAUUCAAAUGAAUAACCAAGCCAGCGAGCAGUCUGAACCAAGAAGUAAAUACCACCAACAUGAAGAAAUGCUGGAGAUCAAUGGAAGUGAUUUUGAAACAACUUCCACGUCUCAAAAGCAAGUAAAUGUCAGGGAAGAACAGCUAGCAGCUACUGCAAAUGUGACUCAGGAAACAAGGGAGAAGCAUAGGCCAAAGGGUUACAGUAUUACUGGUCUACAUCAAUCAGGAAGAAAUUCUCACCUGCUAACAUUUGUGUCGGAAAUGCAUGACAGGUCCUCCAACUCUAACAGGCAAUCUGAAACUUCAAAAAAGAACCAGGAAGAAAAUGCAGCUUUGCUUUUGAAUUCAGACAAGGGAUCAAAAGAUCAACACUACCAAUCAGGUCAACGUAGCACUAGGCAAAUUGGCUAUGGAAGCAGAUUUCAGCAAUCCACUGAUAUAGUAGAUAUUCAAGCCAGUGACGCUGAAAAAACUCAGAGUUCACAGAGGCAGUCUGAUUCAAUAAUGAAGAACACAGAGGAAAAUUUGAACUUGGCUUUCCGUUUGUGGUCAGAAUCAGAACAGCAACGCUCCCAGACAGAAAAAAAAUCUAUUAGAAGGACUGGAGCCAAAAAGGGAUCCCCAGAUGCCUCCCAUGUAUCAAUGGUCCAUGCUGGCAACAUGGAAACGGGUGUUAAGGCUCUUGGGGCUUCUGAAAAGAGUCAGAGCAGUCAACAAAAUCAUAUGACUUCAGUAGUGAAAUCAUUUGACGAAAGGAAGGAGAAACAUAAUCAAAUUGAUGAAAGCUUCCUUAAAAUUGGAUCCAAAAAAGUGGCUCAGGCGCCUAUGAAGCUGUCAAGUUUUCAUGAAGCCAACCAAGAAUCUGUGAAAUUGGCAAGCCAAGAUCGAGUUGGACAAAUAGGUAUGGAGGAUAAAGAUGAGAGAAGCUCACAACCAAUAGUGAUGCCUCCACCAUCUCAGUUAGUUUUAAAAUGUUCAUUGCCUGUAGAUCCAACUAGUGAUUUUGCAACCAAAGAGGUUUCUAGUCAAGCUUCAGGAAGUAGCUCUAGUGCCUUAGAUGCACAUCCAGAAGGGAGAAGGCUAGACAUGCAACGUGAACUACUAGAUGGAACUAACAGGGGUGAGAUGCUGGAGGAGCCUUUAAACUUUAUCUCUCGUGAAGAUGCGCUGGGUUCGGCUAAUUGUCAAGAGAAAUCAUCCAUGCAGUUUCUUGGGGAAUUUGUUGAGAAGUUGAGAUCUGAAGUCUUUACUUCUGAAAUCAGAAAGGAGAAGAAAUUUUCUGAAACAAAUUUGGCGUAUGAAGGUAAGGAACACAAGAAAAAGGAUUCAAGUCAAUCUGUAUCUGAAGAAUUUCAGCCGAAGAAUCCAGAGUCAAGGUGCGCAUCUGGUGGUUAUGGAGCGAAGGGACCAUCAGAUGAAGUAUGGGAUGUAGCAGAACAAACUGUUCAGGAACCUUCCAGGAUAGAAGAACCAGAGGGCACUGCUGCCCCUAGGAAUUCCAUUGUCAAGAAAACUGGCAGGCCUUUGUGGGGUAUCAUUGCUGAUAUAGUUCGGAUGCGGUGGGGUUCACAUGCUGACAUUCCUAAUUCAGCUUUAAAGUCUGGUGGAAGGAGUUCAUCAAAUGAGUCUGUCAGCAGUGAGGCAUGGUUCUCUGGCCAUGAGCCAGAUGAAAACAAUGAUGUCAAAAUGAAAAGGGAAAGAAGCAAGCCGAAAGAACAUUCCUCAUUUGAACAGCUACAACUAGGAGAAACCCCUACCCAAAUUCAGGGAGAAGGUUCUGAUGCAGUAAGCUCAAAGGACAAAAUAAGACAUGUUAAAGCAGAUACGUCAACCUCAUCAAGUAUCUUAGAGAGUUGCUCAGCAUCCAAGGGCAUUUCUUCAGCUUCUGGUGAUGAAAAUAUCAAUUGGAAUGAAGAUGGGAAAAGUGUUCAUGGAAUCUCUUUCGGUGCUUCAAUAGCGGAAUCGUCUUCAUCAUUGUCUACUAGACACAGAAGGAGAUCUCCUGUUGGUUCAGAUGCUGGAAUUACUGAUGUUUCUGGAAAAGGUUUUACUGAGCAGCCUGUUAGUGUGAGACUGGUUGAACAAUCGGGGGCUGGGGGGAAGAAUGGGGAAUUGAAACAAAGAAAACUUGAGCGGAACAAGCAAGUCCUGAAGGAUAGAUUUGAUGAAUGGGCAGAAGCAUAUAAAUUUGAAAGUGAGCAGCGAAAAAUUGAUGAAAUGUUUAUGAGGGAAGCGCUAUUGGAAGCAAAGAAAGCUGCAGAUACUUGGGAGGUGCCGGUUGGGGCUGUUCUUGUACAUCAUGGAAAGAUUAUUGCUCGUGGAUGCAAUCUUGUGGAAGAGUUACGGGACUCCACUGCCCAUGCAGAAAUGAUUUGUAUACGUGAGGCUUCAAACCUGCUUCGGACAUGGAGGCUUGCCGAGACAACACUUUAUGUGACACUUGAACCAUGCCCUAUGUGUGCUGGAGCCAUACUUCAAGCUAGGAUUGACAGUCUAGUGUGGGGAGCCCCUAAUAAGCUUCUAGGAGCUGAUGGCAGCUGGAUAAGACUCUUCCCUCAUAGCGGUGAAGGAGGAAAUGGCUCAGAAAUUACAGACAAGCCUCCUGCCCCGGUCCACCCAUUCCACCCAAAAAUGAACAUACGGCGAGGGGUAUUGGCAUCUGAGUGCGCAGAUGCAAUGCAGCAGUUCUUCCAGCUGAGGAGGAGAAAGGAGAAAAAACCCAACCCUCCUCCCCCAUCUUCAUGCAUUCCUGUUUCACACCAUCCGUCAAAAUUCAUCUCUAAAAUUCAUGAUAUCUUCCACAUAAUGUUCUGUUUGUAAGGGAUGGUUCCGGGGCUUUCCAUUUCUUCAAGCUACGAAAUUAUAUUAGGAAAUCGUGUCAUUAUUUUUUCCAAUUGAGCUUAUUUCUGAAGUAUCAAUAAUAUCCUGUAUCUUACAAGUUAAUGAAAUUCAUGGGGUGUAGUCUUUGUCACAUCCAAGGGCAUUUAAGUCCAAAAUAGAGUAUUACUCCACGGCUUGCCUAGAUUUA
Messenger RNA from Malania oleifera, 4424 nucleotides. Its product is annotated as tRNA(adenine(34)) deaminase, chloroplastic. Lineage: Eukaryota; Viridiplantae; Streptophyta; Magnoliopsida; Santalales; Ximeniaceae. Gene Ontology annotation, molecular function: tRNA-specific adenosine deaminase activity. The transcript is spliced from 4 exons. The record is from RefSeq and is a predicted model, not a curated record. Gene Ontology annotation, cellular component: chloroplast. Gene Ontology annotation, biological process: tRNA wobble adenosine to inosine editing. Bases 191 to 4216 code for a protein of 1341 amino acids.